GGAAAUGGAGAGAAGAUUAGAAGAAAAGUUUAGGAUCAGCCAGAAAGAGAAGUGAGUAAAGAACACUGUUGGCCCUCGAAAGACACUCACUACUAAGCACUCACUCACACAUCACUCAUUACUCCAAGGGUGUCAAACUAAUUCCAUGGAGGGCCUAGUGUCUGCUGGUUUUAGUUUUUUCCUUUCAAUUAAGGCCUAGACAACCAGGUGAGGGGAGUUCCUUACUAAUUAGUGACCUUAAUUCAUCAAGUACAACGGAGGAGCAAAAACCCACUGACACUCAGCUCUCCAUGGAAUGAGUUUGACACGUGCAUUACUCAAAUAAUUAAUAGGGCGAACAUUUCAAAUAAUGAACAUGAAUUUUGGAAAAUAGUCUCUUAAUUAAAGGCAUUUGUAUUUCAUAACCUUAACAUUACUCAUAACAUCUCCUGUCCACCUCACACGCACUAAGCAUUUUCUCUUAAAUACUUUCAUUGAUCUAGGCUUCCCUUGGACCUCCCCUCAUCACCCACUGGUACAGACACAUUCAUAGUCCCCUCUCCUACUCACAGCCUUCUCACUGAAAUCAGCAUUCACACUAGUUUGUUGUUUUGCUCCCAGAGUGUCCAGUAAUAACUCUACACGGUCGCCAUUGAAGACGGCCAUUGUGAUCCAGGACGACUCCCCCCACGCAGCGCUCCCGCCCCAGAUCCGCAUUCUGAAGCGGCCCUCCAGUAACGGGUCGUUAGGGUCACCCCAGGGCCAGAACCGUCCCGCGCCACAGGUCAAGUCCCUAGCCCAGCGGGAGGCGGCGUACGCGGAGGCCAGGAAGAGAAUACUAGGCAGCGCCAGCCCUGAAGAGUCGCCUCAGGAAUAGCCGAACACAGACUGGUAAAUAAAUACCUCACGCAUGCUGUUACCAGUUACAUCUGCCAUGUUACAACUGUUAAUUCCAAGUAUAGGCCUACUGUAUGUGUGUAUACCUGUGGCUGUUUGGAUCGGACAUCAUCUCUGAUUCUGUAAACAAAGUCUGGGUAUCUUGUCAUUUAUCUGCUACAUAUAUUUUGGAAGCCCAACUUUGACUAAAGCUGUUUUUGUAGUUGAUUACAUAAAUACAUAAGCACCCCAAUAUGUUUUUGGUAUUCUCCCUACCUCCAGACCAGGGCGUACAAAUUCCACCACACCCCCAGAGGACCUAUCAAAAAAUCAUGCUGUUCGCCAACCAGCAGGCCCAGACGGCACACACGGCUUUCGCCAAAACAGAUAAGUGGAUGAGGGGCCAUGCUGACAUGGGGAGGAAGAUGAAAUGGCUGGGCACCCUCAAAGGGGUUAUAGCAGGGUAAAUUUUUUUAUCUAAUUCUAUGGGAUGUGCUGUGAAUCUAAAUGCAUGUGUUCUCCCCUCAUGGCUCCCACUGGUAAUGUGUGGGAAGGCUUAGAGGGCCUUAAGGGGAAACAAGCUUUCUCUCUCUCCACCACAACUGUUUAACACUGUGAUAAGGACAUCUUCCGGAUUCUGCUCACUGUGAUGGUCCCUUUUAAGUACCCCACCCUACACCCAUGUUGCCCAAGGAAUCCUCUCGUCUCUUAUCUGCCCAAAGUGUGACCAGCAACUGGUCUGUCAUGGGAAACCUAUGAGGUUCUGCUUUAUACGGCUAAUUUGGACAUCAGCCGUGGACUCUUCCAUUUGGAAAUACUGAGAGCAGAGGAUUCCUGAGAACAAAGGAGAGAAGAGUAGUUACCGAAGCAAAUCAAGGCAAUAGAUGGAUGGUGGUACAUACUACCAGCUUCACCCAGCCAUAAUACUGUUCAAUCCCCCUUCCUCACGUUUUUAUUUUGGUUAUGGACGAUGAUCAAAUAAUCUGUCCAUUGCCAUUCGUUUUUAAGAGGGUGAUGUGUGGAAGUUCUGUUUACAGCUGUCUUUUUCUUUUUUUAAAGUGAGCUUUUUUGUAGUCUCCCAGACUGUCCUGAUUUCUAUUUACAAAAUAAAAAAACAGUAAAACAAAACAACAAAUGGAGAUAAGUGGAUAUUGAUAAAUUUUUAAGCAGCUUUUCUGCCUUUAUGAAUGAGGCGGUAGUAAUGUCAGAUCAGUAUUUUAAUCAACAUGAACUUAACCCCAUUUUAAAUAAUCCUGUAAAUAUUGGUUAAUUCCAACAACUGUAUAGGUGGUUCUGGCAGGAAUUAGAGAGGGG
Coregonus sp. 'balchen' is the source of this 2169-nucleotide messenger RNA. The record is from the annotation of a GenBank genome assembly. Lineage: Eukaryota; Metazoa; Chordata; Actinopteri; Salmoniformes; Salmonidae.